Molecule: messenger RNA, 192 nt
Organism: Phycomyces blakesleeanus NRRL 1555(-)
Lineage: Eukaryota; Fungi; Mucoromycota; Mucoromycetes; Mucorales; Phycomycetaceae
Exons: 1
Source: RefSeq, a predicted model, not a curated record
AAGACUGCAGAAACGAUGAUUGUGCCUGGUGGAUACAUCUCUUUGAACCCGAAAAUAGGAAAGCAGUUUUUGUAUAUGAAGGCAGACGAGUGGAAGUCAUGGGUGCUCGUAUACUCGCCAGUCCUGUUGAAAGAUGUUCUUGCAAAAGACAGAUUCGAAAACUGGAUUAACUUGAUGCAUGCCGCCUGUUGA